GAGAGAGAGAGAGAGAGAGAGAGUGUGUGUGUGUGUGUGUGUGUGUGAGAGAGAGAGAGAGAGAGAGAGAGUGUGUGUGUUUGUCGAGGUGAAGUUGGCGGAGAACAAAAGCAUCGCGGGAAGCGUUAAAGCAAACAGCUGAACUCCUCAAGCUCAGGUAGACAUGGCGAUGCGAGGCCACACCUCUGGGUCAUUAAUGAGUAAUCAUACUAAGGAGAGAGUGACCAUGGCCAAGGUGACUCUGGAGAACUUCUACAGCACACUGAUCACACAGCAUGAGGAGAGAGAGAUGAGGCAGCAGAAACUGGAGAAAGUAAUGGAUGAGGAGGGACUUCCUGAUGAAGAGAAGCGAGUGAGACGCUCUCAGCAUGCGAAGAAGGAGACAGAGUUCCUGCGCUUGAAAAGGACAAGACUUGGCUUGGAUGACUUUGAGUCCCUAAAAGUGAUCGGACGCGGAGCAUUUGGAGAGGUGCGUCUGGUGCAAAAGAAGGACACAGGUCAUGUUUAUGCCAUGAAGAUCCUGCGUAAAGCUGACAUGUUGGAAAAAGAACAGGUGGCUCAUAUCCGAGCAGAGAGAGAUGUCCUGGUUCAGGCAGACAGUCUGUGGGUGGUGAAGAUGUUCUACAGCUUCCAAGAUAAACAGAAUCUUUACCUGCUCAUGGAGUUCCUGCCUGGAGGUGACAUGAUGACACUGCUGAUGAAGAAGGACACUCUGACGGAGGAGGAGACGCAGUUCUAUGUGGCUGAAACCGUUCUAGCUAUCGACUCCAUCCACCAGCUGGGCUUCAUCCACAGGGACAUCAAACCUGAUAACCUGCUGCUUGAUUCAAAGGGUCAUGUUAAACUCUCUGAUUUCGGUCUGUGUACUGGACUGAAGAAAGCUCAUCGUACAGAGUUCUACAGGAACCUCAGCCACAGCCUCAACACUGACUUCACCUCUCAGAACAUGAACUCUAAGCGGAAAGCAGAAACGUGGAAACGCAACAGGAGGCAGCUGGCAUUUUCCACAGUGGGAACCCCAGACUACAUUGCUCCAGAGGUGUUCAUGCAGACAGGCUACAACAAGCUCUGUGAUUGGUGGAGUCUGGGUGUCAUUAUGUACGAGAUGCUGAUUGGAUAUCCACCCUUCUGUUCGGAGACUCCUCAGGAGACGUAUAAAAAGGUGAUGAACUGGAAGGAGACACUGGUUUUCCCCCCUGAGGUGCCCAUUUCCGACAGAGCCAAACAUCUCAUCCUCAGGUUCUGUUGUGAAGCAGAUCAUCGUAUUGGAGCUACAGGCGUUGAGGAGAUUAAGAGGAACCCAUUCUUCGAGGGAGUUGAUUACGAUCACAUCAGAGAGAGACCAGCAGCAAUCCCCAUCGAAAUCAAGAGCAUUGACGACACAUCAAACUUUGAUGAGUUUCCUGAGUCGGACAUCCUGCAGCCUGCAGCUGCAGCAGGGAGUAGUCAUGCAGAGUCGAACUAUAAGAAUAAGGACUGGGUUUUCAUCAACUACACGUAUAAGCGGUUUGAGGGUCUGACCGCACGGGGGGCCAUUCCAUCCUACAUGAAGGGAGGGAAGAGAUGAGUGCAGAGACACACCUGCAUGUCUGUCUGUCUGUCCGUCCCACUCUUCUGUCUGUCUCACUCUAGUACUGUAACCCCCCACCCCAACACUACGAGACUUCAUCCUAUCCCAUCAUCCCCUGCAGCCACACACACGGAACCCUGUGAGAGCAGAAGGGACUUUAUUUAUUUUAUUCCAACUUUUACUUUUCCAGUGUUGCCAUAGCAACCAGAGGUACUGAAACAUCAGGACGUUGUUUUUUUUUCACAUCCGUCUUACAGAACACGUCUUCUGCUUGUUUCAGUUUCAGAAUUCAGGCUUUCCUGGUUACCAUGGUGACACCACACCUUUGCAGUGAGGGUUUUCUAGAAUUUAAUGAUUCAGGAACAGCAUAACAACACACACACACACACACACACACACACACUUCCUCCCUCUAUAAGCUCUUUUAUACAUAUAUCGAGUCAUAUAGCCUGUAUUUUUGUCAUUUAUUUUUGUAUCUCGCGCACACACACACACACACACACACACGCACACACACACACACACACACACACGUAUAAUGCUCGAACAAUAUUCCAUCAUCAGUGUCCUGCGACAUCAGUGGUGUGUGUUUUAUUUGAUUUGAUUUAACUUUAAUUUUAUUCUUUUAUUAUAAUCACUUAAGCUCCUGUUUUGUUUCUCUUUAUAUUGUUGCCAUGACAACAGAAUACUGUUUCUGAUACUACUCAUAUUUGUUAUUUAUUACUGUUUAUAUUGUCUUUAUAUGUUGCUGUAAUAUAAUACGUGUAGAUGGUACGAGCUGAAUGGGAGAGAGUACUCUUCAUAAGAUACACACACAACACACACACAACACACACACAGCACACACACACAACACACACACACUAAACACACACACACAGCGCACACACACACUAAACACACAACACACACACACAGCACACACACACAACACACACACAGCACACACAGCACACACACACACAGCACACACACACACAACACACACACACACUAAACACACAACACACAGCACACACUAAACACACAACACACACACACAGCGCACACACACACACAGCGCACACACACACAACACACACACACACAACACACACACACAGCACACACACACACACAGCACACACACAACACACACACAGCACACACACACAACACACACACACUAAACACACAACACACACACACUAAACACACAGCACACACAGCACACACACACACACACAGCACACUAAACACACAACACACACACACAACACACACACUAAACACUCGCGCACACAGCACGCGCACACAGCACGCACACACAGCACACACACAGCACACACACAGCACACACACAGCACACACACACACAGCACACACUAAACACACAACACACACACACAGCGCACACACACACACAGCGCACACACACACAACACACACACACACAACACACACACACAACACACACACACAGCGCACACACACACAACACACACACACAACACACACACACUAAACACACAACACACACAGCACACACACACACACACAGCACACUAAACACACAACACACACACAACACACACACACCACACACACACUAAACACUCGCGCACACAGCACGCACACACAGCACACACACACAGCACACACAGCACACACACACACAGCACACACACACACAACACACACACACUAAGCACACAACACACACAGCACACACUAAACACACAACACACACACAGCGCACACACACACACACACACACACACACACAACACACACACACAGCACACACACACAACACACACACACUAAACACACCACACACACACAGCACACACACAACACACACACACUAAACACACCACACACACACAGCACACACACAACACACACACACUAAACACACAACACACACACAGCACACUAAACACACACACACACACUAAACACACAGCACACACACACUAAACACACAGCACACACACACACACACACACACUAAACACACAGCACACACACACACACACACACACACACUAAACACACAGCACAGACACACACACACACUAAACACACAGCACACACACACACACACUAAA
This is a messenger RNA of Hemibagrus wyckioides, 3663 nucleotides long. RefSeq names its product serine/threonine kinase 38b (gene stk38b). Gene Ontology annotation, molecular function: ATP binding; protein serine/threonine kinase activity. Gene Ontology annotation, biological process: peptidyl-serine phosphorylation; intracellular signal transduction. The transcript is spliced from 14 exons. Bases 164 to 1567 code for a protein of 467 amino acids. NCBI's taxonomy places the organism in Eukaryota, Metazoa, Chordata, Actinopteri, Siluriformes, Bagridae. The record is from RefSeq and is a predicted model, not a curated record.